Messenger RNA from Pseudozyma hubeiensis SY62, 6978 nucleotides. RefSeq lists its product as hypothetical. The transcript has a single exon. Gene Ontology annotation, cellular component: nuclear pore; nuclear pore inner ring. Gene Ontology annotation, molecular function: structural constituent of nuclear pore. Bases 1 to 6978 code for a protein of 2325 amino acids. The record is from RefSeq and is a predicted model, not a curated record. NCBI's taxonomy places the organism in Eukaryota, Fungi, Basidiomycota, Ustilaginomycetes, Ustilaginales, Ustilaginaceae. Gene Ontology annotation, biological process: nuclear pore organization.
AUGCCUGCCCUUCCUUCUGCCUCCACCUCGAGUGGAGCAGGCGGCAUCGCCGUCUUCGAGCCCGCCCGCUUCGAGCGCCUACAUCGACUCAUCAACGAGGCUGCAUCCAACCCAGUACGACUCUCGCGCUCCAAUGACUGGUUCGUCACCAUCGAUCGCAAUCGUGCCGACCUCGCCGACCUCGGCAAGGUCCGUCCACCAUCCGACCUCGAACGCAAAGAGAUCGAAUCCGGCAAAAUCACCAUCAGCGGCAACACACAGAGUCUCAAUCCAGAUUUUGCCCAGCAGUCGCUCUUGCUCGCCCGCCAACUGGCCGUCUCGGAGCACUACGCCGCUUCCUUGCUCCAGCAAGGUCUCGCUGGUCGCGCGAAAUGGGGACGACCCGCUGUCGAGGUCGCCUGCAUCCUCUAUCACCGCGAACGGCUUGCGCUCCUCGCAUGCCUCAAGGAGCUGCUUCGUAACGCACUCACCAUGCCCUUUGACGAUGAUCCCGAGGCUCAACGCAUGGGUCUCAAGAUGGAGCAACUCGUCGAGUCUCUCGUCAGCGUAGACACCUCCACUGCCUCUGCCUCAGCCUCGACACGCAAGCUCACCCUUCCAGAGAGAAUCCUCGCAGAGAUCGACAGUGCCAAACAGUCGGCUGCACGCGUCAAAGCAUCGCUCGAAUCGCCCAGCUCGGCUGUUGCCAACCAGGGCAUCCAGACACAGACCUCCAACUUCUUUGGCCUCGGCAGCAGCAGCCAGACCGCCGCACAGCAGACAUCCACAUCAACAUCCAAUACUGGCAGGCUCAGCGAUGACAUCCAACUCGACCGCCUCGGAUGGCUGCGCGAAGAACGACGCGAGCUCGGCCACCUGCUCUACCUCCUCUCCAUCUCGUCCCUCUUCACGCCCUCCAACAUUUCGGCCGUCCUGCGCUGGCUCGCCGCCGUCUCGGCAGAGACGUACGACGAGAUGACCAUUUACGUCCUCACUGCGCUUCUGGGCGCCAUCGAUGCUACUCCAGAGGCGCGAGCUGCCAUGGCGGACCGCGCAAGUCGAGGCAUUCUCCGCAACACAGUCGAAGACGUCCUCGACGACGAGUCCUUCAUCACAUCCACCCACGCUGAAAUCACGCGCAAGAAGUGGGCUCUCGGUGAGCUCAACAGCGUCGUUGCGCUCCAAUGGUCCAUCUUCUUGGUCGAGGCUUUCUCACGCAAUCCUACCUAUCGCAACCAGCUGUCCAUCUCCGAAGAACACAUCCAGGACCUCGUACUCCAGUCCAUCACCGGCUCGUCGCUCUCGAAAGAUCUCAGGGCGGCAACCGGUUCCGAUGGUCCCGCUGGCGGCGCCUUCAUCUUCCUCGUCGUUCGCGUCCUUGCUUUCCGUCAAAGGACCAUCGACGCUCUCUUUGGCGAGGAAGAGGAUGCAGUCGCCGCCGAAGCUGAUGCUGCCGCAGGCGACGUCGUCGACAACAACCCUUGGGAAGACGAGGUGGACGCCGAGUUCCGCGAGUACGUCGUACAGCAGAUUCACAACCUCGCCGUCGGCACCACCUCGGUCAUGCUGCCCAUGCUGCGACGCAUUCAGCGUUCCGAAGAGGAUGCUGCCUUUGCCCUCUCCCGCGGCGUCAGUGCACGAGGCAGCUCAUCCGUACCUCCAGAGCGCAGAUACGACAUCGAGGCGCUCUUCGACCUCAUCGCGUUGCUUUGCCGAGGCAGGCCAGAAGCCGGCCUGCCCUUCUGGGUAGGUCCUGACAGCCGUACAACGCGCUUCCUCGCCUGGGCCAUCGAUGUCCGCGAACCUGGACACCAACGAGCUCUGCUCAACAUGCUAGCUGCCAUGUCGUCGGGCCCUCAAAGCGCCAGCCAAGCAUAUGCGCUGCUCGACCAGGAGAGCACUCAAGCCGGAGCUGCCGGUGAAGCCCGUCUCGUCUCGUGGAGCCGCCUCUUCGAGUGGAUCAGCUACUACAUCGACACUUUUCAUCAGGCCGUCAACUCGUCAUCUUUCCACGCAUCCAGCUACCAGGCGUUGGCUAUGCCAAAGAACGAAGAGACGCUCCUGGUCGGUUUUAUUCGACUCUUCCGCAACGUUGUCUACUUUUCGCAUCCCGCUCGCGACGCAUUGCUCCAAAACUCGUCGUACAAUGCGCUCGACAAGCUCUUCACACUCCUCACCUGCCCCAUCCCGGUCGAGCUCAAGGCGAGCAUUCUUGACGCCCUUUCGGCCUUCCUGCACCACUCAACCAGCAAUCCUGCCGCCCAAUCCCGCUUCUCAGCGAUUGCAUCGCAGCUGUGGGACCGAUUCGAUGAGUGCGGCUUGAUCCCUUCGGAUGAUGCUGCCGCAAAGUCGCGCCUCAACGGUGGCAACUCUGCAUCCGCUUCCUUUGGCCCUGCGUUCCAGCCGCUAGCUUCCAAAGGCGUCCUCUACGAGCUCGAAAACUUCGAAGUGCCCCUGCGCACCUUCCCCGGAUCGACCAGCUUCGUCAACUUCCUCAAGGCGCUCGUCCAGCUUCCUACGUCGACGCUUGCAGCUGGCUCCAAUGCGCUGGCAGACGCCGCCUCCACCUCGGCUGUCAACGCCAACCCCUUCAGCGCCAUUGUUCCGUACGAUCAGCACGCGCAGCAGCAGAUCCAGGGCCAAACACAGCCAGCGUAUCAACAGCAGCAGCGCAGACAGCCUCGAUCGGUCGAACCUUACGUCGACUUUGUCAUCGACCAUGUUCUGCUCAAAGCACGUACGCGUGACUAUGUCGAGCCUGCCGAGCAGUGGCGUGUCGUGGCUUCGUGCCUCGACUUUGUCGACCGCUCCUUGCGCUCCUACGACCUGGCAGCUCUUCUCCGCAACAACGAUCAAGCCGACGCGGUCUCCGACCCGGCGUUGCUCACCCAGCUUGCGUCGCAUCCCGGUUUCUUCCUGAUGCGUCGCAUCCUCACCGGAUCCAAAUUGGUCGGUGAGAUGCUCGGUAUACUCGUCCCAGGCUCUGGCCUCGCUGCUUUCGAGGCCAUCAACCAGAACCGUGCAAGUACCUUCUUCUACGGUUCAUCCGUCCGACACGUCCUUAGCAUACUCGACCGCGUGCUGCGCUACCAAGACCUCUUUGUGCAGGUGCUCAUCCCCACGCUGGUCGACACCACGCUCAACGGUGUACAGCUUCCCUUCGACGUCUCGACACGCGUCGGUAACUCCGGAUCGUACAGCACUUUCGACGUUCAGCUGCUGCACGCCCACGAAUCCGUGGUUCAGAUCGCACUGCUGAUCAACUGCGUUCGCGACGACGUAGCGUUGUUGUCGGUCCGCCUGCUGGGACUUAUCGCUCGCACCGCCGCCUUCAGCGCUGUCGACCGUUUCGGCGAGAUGGGCUACCGUCGUAAAAUGAACCGCCUCGUCGGCUUGCUCGAAAUGAGUGACGAAGCCGGUCGCGUCAAGGCAGGAUACGUUGCUCGAUUGGAAGCCGAGUCUUCCGGCGACGCUGGCAGCGUCAAGACGAUCGAGACUUUGAACGCUCUCGCUGGAGGACCUCAGCUCGAUGAGGACGAGGACGCAGAUCUGCAGGCUUCCAGCGGCAGACUUGAAGGCCUCGCCGCACUUGCAUCUGGCGACGCUGUGGAGGCCAUCCAGAUCGCUAUCAUAAACCUUCUCCUGGCCGGCACCGAUCUCAAUCAGCCCGCACCCAACGUCGCUCAUCUUCUGCUCGGCUACGACUUGCGCGCGGCUCGCCCCGAAGAGCAGGUUAUCAUCGAUCCCGACGCGCAGACGGCAGCUCCAAGCGCCAUCCAUGCCAUCCUUGCUCUCCUGCGUCCAGAGUCGGACAGCGAUGGCGCCUCCUUCCUCAGCCUCGCCGAGCGUUCGCCUGGCUUUGCAGACAAAUGCUUCUCGCUCAUUCUGCGUCUUUGCACCCAUCCUUUCACGAGCGCAGCAACGCUUCGCUACCUGCGUACCAAGGAGGACUACGUCGUUCAGCAGCUGCGCAGCCUUUCCCUGGUGCCGGCUGAGCGUGGAACACUGACCGCAAGCUCGGCCGCACUAGGCUUGGUUCAGUUCGCCGAUGGUCAGGCUAUCGAGACAACGGUCGACCGUGUCACCGCUUCCUUGCGCAUGCGUGCGUCUCUGCUCGAGCUCACUGCGCUCGAACUGCAUUCGCUCCUCAAUGCCGGCAUGCAGUCGCGAGCAGCACGCGUCGUAGCCGCCCUGUUCGGAUCCAACGCCACCAUCGGCGGAGGCAACGGCCUCGAUGCGGAGGACAGCAUCGACGAGGACGACCUGCUGCUCGGCACAGAACGCGAUUUCCGCCUCGGCGCCGGUGGAGCCGAAGUCCGCACCUUCGGUGGGGUCCCUUUCCUGGAGAUUCUACAGAGCCUCGACUUUGAGUGGUACGACGAUCGCGAGGCCCUCGGCCAGAAUAUCACCGUGAUCUCUCCCGAGCAGCUCGAUCUUGCCAGAAGGCCUGACGCUGCCGUCGGUCCCCGACUUUUCGAUCUGGGCGCAGUGCUUGCCAUCCUUGUCCGAGAAAAGACGCUACUCCAGCAAAAGGGCAAUCUGCGCGACGCAGGUCAGGCAAAUCCCUUCCUGGAGCAGGCCGCCUUCGUGCUGCAGUGGGCGUCGGCUCAGAAUGCCAAAAAGGCGGUCGCGUUCUCGAGACGGCGUGUGCUGCGGGCAUGGCGACACACUCUCGACAUGGUGUUGGCGCGGGCUGCAGGCCUGCUGCGCACCGAGGUCCGAUCCAGCCUCAUGUUCGACUGUCUCUCGGAGCUUCUGCCGCGCAUCUCGACACCCUCGACAGACGCUGGUGCUCUUGACGUGCCGUCUGCCGACCUCGUCGCUGGCGCGGUGCUCUCGCUGCUGACUUCGCUGCGACAACAUCGCGUCGAGUUGACUUCGGGAGCGCUCGACGUUGAAAGUGUCGACGCCCUGCCGACGGAUCGACUGCUAACGACGCUGCGCGCCCUCAUCGACUCGGUACUCAGACUCGAGACGACAACGCUGGCUCGCGGCAAUCUCUACUCGGCCCUGAUCAACUUCCUGCAGCUGGUCAAGUCUGGGAACGGUGAUUCUGGCGUCGAAGCAGGGCUCAACGAUGGCGCUUCCAUCGUGGCCACCGGGCUCGACGAAAGCAUGUCGGUGGGCGGUGUUUCCACGACGACGACCAACAUCUUUGGCGGUCGUGCACAGACGAGCAGCCUCGAGGCGCGGACUCGCACCUUGCUGCUUUCUCAUGGCGAACGCCUGAUGGAUGUUCUCGGGCGCGAUGCGCUUGAUGCAAGCGAUCUGUCUAAGACCAUCGCCUUUACGCUGCUCGACAAGCUGUGUGCGCUCGAUGCUCCGUCUUCUUCCGCAGCCUCGUACCGUCGCGGCGGCUCGCGGUGUUUGGACUUGCUGGACCGCAAAGGCUACAUCAAGAGCUUUGUCACGGCCCUGCGCGAUUCGGACUUGGCCUUGCAGGAGACGCUUCGUCCCGACCCUGCCAGCUUGAACGCGCUGUACGUGUACGAGGCGCGCCUUGCGUUCUUCAACCGCAUGGCUCAGACACGCGACGGCGCCGAGCGACUGCUCAACGCCAAGGUAUUUGACGUGCUCGCGCAGUCCGACUACCUGGCAGCGCGACCGGACCAGGAUCAGGAGUUUGUCGACCUGGACAGCUUCCUCCCUGCAGCGACGGAACGAUACAAUGCGUUGCUGACACCCGUGCUCCAGCUGACGACCAGCAUCCUCGCCAGUACGUCGGCAGGAGCAGCCGGUUCAGGUGCCAUUGGCAUCUCGAAGGGAGCCGCCUCCACCUCGGCAUCUGCCGCCCCUCGACACGCGUUGGCCCUUCUGACCGCUCACCGCGAUGCACUGCUGACGGUGCUCCGCGCACCGCUGCAAGAGUUCUGCUCAUUCGCGCAGCUCGGUCAAGCUCAUCUCGUGGUCGCCAUCUUUGUGCUGAUCAUGCCGACGCUCGACGACGACGCACAGCAGGCGCCGAGCCCUCUGGCGCCUUUCCACAACGCCAUCAUCGCCUUCGCAGCCGCCUACCUCAACACGACUUCCUGGCGAUCGCGCAUCGUACCCUACAACGAGGCGGAGCGUGAGGAAAGCCGCGUGCCCACCACCUCUCUGCGUGCGCUGCGAGCUUCGAGCGAAGCGGCCCACGGCAACGGCAACGGCAGCACGGGUGUGGAGGAGGAGAACGCGUUCGAUGCCAAGGUGGGUUCGAUGGUGGUGCGGCUGCAGAUGACGUUGCUGUCGUACCUUGAGGCAGCUAGCGACGCACGAGGCAGCAAUACGGCGAGAGUGCGCCCGGUGUUGAUCCCGUCGUUGGCGGCUGGUCGCGAGCGAUCGCGCACGCCGUACGGAGCAGGCGACGACGGCGGCGAUGGCGACUCUUCUCGCGCUGGGUUCUUGCGUUCGCAGCGUGCCUCUGCUGCGUCGUCGACGGUGCCGAGCAUUGGCGGGCUGGUGGCGGCGCUGGACGAAUACACGGACUCGGUGGCCAAGGAGCUUCAAGGGCUGGAGAACAUCGAGGCGCUGCUCGAGAACGUCGAUUCGGUGCGUCAGGACGAACUGGACGAGAUCGCACGCGAUGCGCUCGGCGAAACCACCGCCAACGAGCUCUCCGCUGCACAGCGACGCUCCGUCGCGCUCCGCCAGCUGUCGUCGCGCAAAGCGACGCUGCGUGCCUCAUCGACGUCGAAACUCGAUGCGGUGGAGCUGAUCCUGGUGCUGCUCAUCCGUCACAUCGAGUUCUUCCGAAUGCUGCAUUCCGACCGAGCUUCGGCGCUGGGUACGAUGGGCGCGAGAUCCUCGCCCGCGGCGCUGGCUGGGGCUGGUGGAGGAUCUCACUUUGACUGGAACAGUCUGAUGCACGGUCUGGCAGAGUCGCUGCUGCCGGUGGUGGAGGACAAGAUCGGAUACCUGUCGCUUCCACCGAACCUGGUCGCGAACGCAAGGGAAAGGCAGAGCUUCCUGCAGAUGGCAGGUAGACGUCUCGCCAGCUUCUUCACCGAGACUGAGCAGUAG